Fimicolochytrium jonesii is the source of this 2533-nucleotide messenger RNA. RefSeq lists its product as uncharacterized. NCBI's taxonomy places the organism in Eukaryota, Fungi, Chytridiomycota, Chytridiomycetes, Spizellomycetales, Powellomycetaceae. The transcript is spliced from 7 exons. Bases 300 to 2234 code for a protein of 644 amino acids. The record is from RefSeq and is a predicted model, not a curated record.
CUUCUGCGAGCAACAUCGAGAUGCACUCAACUUGCACAUUCUACCGUUUGGAGUUUGUCCAGUAGCUUUCGUGGUUCUUCUCAUCUACUUUGGAGAUAUACUUCAGUCGCUUCGAUCUCUUCGUUGGCUGUUACCUGAUCCAGUUCAAGUCCGCAAGUGGUGUGACAACGCCCCUCACAACUUCCAGAGCACCCCUCUACUUCGGAACACCAAGAAUCUCACACAAACCGGUGAGCCCGACCGAGCCUUCCGCAUCGACCCACGCUUUCAACGGCACCCCCAACCCCAAACGAGAAAACAUGAUUUCCGGGCCAGUUCAACUCGCCGGUUUCGACACGGAGGAUGCUUUCACCUACACCACGGACGACUUCCCACUCCAGCCUCUGCAGCCUUCACCCAUCGCUCCGUCUCGUUCAGCGGCGCCCGCGGCCGAGGGCGAGCACAGACGCCAGUUUCAUCACCCCUACAAGCGGCCUCGUCAGACCGCGACCGCUACCGUCGCUGCUUCCCCCAACGUCAACGUCGCUGCUCCAGGCACGCAGCCGCUAACAAGCCUGCAGCGCAAGGCCCGCCGCCCACGUCAGCCCGUCAGUCAUCGGAAGCCGGCACAGGCUACGGAGGGCGAGACGGAGAUUGCGGCGAAGCGGUUGAAGAACUUGGAGGCGGUUAUCAGGGAGCAUCUGGGAACUGGCAAGUUCUUCUUAGUUGCUGCUGCGUUGAGACAGAUUGAUGAGGAGAAGCUUUAUGGGCCCGUUUUCAAAACCAUUUACACAUACGCAAAAGAAAACUUCUCAUUCAGCCGUCGCACCACCAACACCUAUCUGUGCUCUGCGAGUGUCUACGAAUCGUUGGUCGAGGAUCCGAACCUGCCCGUGCCGGUGAACAUCUCCCACAUUCGGUCUUUGCACAAGUUCCCGGCCGAUGUGAGGCGGUUCAUCUGGAAACGGGUGUGCGAAUCGGGGCAUACUAUUACCGAGGAGCACGUUGUUGCCAUGACUGUCAAAUAUGAAACCGGAAUCUCGUUCUCGGACCUCAACAAUGAACUGUACACCCCAAAAGACAUUAUAACGGCAGCCAAGCAAGUGAUCAACAAGGUGGUCUUCGACCUGGACCCCGCGUCCUGCGAGUUCGCCAAUGACAAGAUCCACGAGCACAAGAUCGCUCGGCAGUUCUUUGACGAAAACGCCGACGGCCUCCUCCAACCAUGGACCGGCGAUGUCUGGUUGUCGCCGCCCGUCGGGCACGACACCGACGGGACCAGUCAGCAAAGUCGCUGGUUCUGCGCGGCGGAGCAGAAGUAUCGCUUGGGAGAGAUUUCGUCGGCGAUGGUGCUGCUGAAGGUGGAUUUUGGGACCGCGUGGUUUCAGAAGGUGCUGCAGUACCCGCACUGCUUCUUUUUCAACAAGCUUUGCUUCUCAACACCUACUGGACGGGAGAAGUGUGUACAGGAUGAAAGCCACGUACUUGUCUACCUGGGACCAAAUGCCGACCUCUUUUGCACUCAAUUCCUCGACUUCGGCAACAUUCCCGGAUGGAAUUCUUGGCCAUUUAAAGGCAAAGACACCAAAGACAACAUCUUGCGCGAUCUGCUCGUCGAUGAGCCAGCCACCGAAGCUCCAAGUGCCCCAUGUACACCAGAAAUCCCCACAGCCUCCUUCCUCGGUUCACAAACAUCGGCAUCGCCCGUCGACGAGCUCACACGGCUGAUGAACGUGGGACCCGAAGGCGUAUGCGAGUCUUCCGAAAGCGAUUCCGACCAGCAAUUCAACGGCUUCCUCCAGAACUUUGUAAACAACCAGUUUGCCAUGACAGGCGCCGACGGUCACCUCGCUGUGCACGACCACCAUUCCAUGGCACAUGAAGUCACGGGGGUCACCACGCAGCAAUCUGCCGCUAAUGCGGCUGCUUUCGCGGGUCUGCAAAUGGGCUUGGGGUUUGGAGACCCACAAACAAACAAAUACCAUAAUAUGUCAUACGAGCUGGAUAUGGGGAUGGGUCUGAUAUCAAGCCGCCACGCAGGCGAUCUCGUCUAUCCAUCGACUACGCACCACGACGAUCAGCACUCGACACAUGCCCAUCCGGACGAGCUUCUGUUCAGUGUGCCCCACGACUUUCACAAUGCGACCAACAGCAACCGUCAUUCAGAUGAUCUUGUUUUCGCAAACCACAAUACGGAUGCAUCACAUGCGGCGCUGGCUAACGCUUUCGCAAGCAGCCUUGUGGCAACACUUUGACGAUAGAGGACACUCAAUUUUGGACGGAACGGGAGGGACAAUCGUGAUGAAAGCUCCCUGGGGUGGACUACGAGCGUACAUUUGUAGAUGGGGGAUACCUUUACGUAGAACAUAAUCAUGAACCGCAACCAGUUUUGGAGAAACUCGGACGAGGGUUUCAACUUUAAUUGUCCUACAUUGUAUAUUACUUGACUUCGCAUGAAAACACAAGAAACCUCACCGAAAUCCGUGCUUGCCAAACAUAUGUGCUUUUCCUGCUUCCUUUGUGUGUGGAUCGUUUUCCCUUCCUCAAGAGAUGU